Molecule: messenger RNA, 1354 nt
Organism: Fusarium oxysporum Fo47
Lineage: Eukaryota; Fungi; Ascomycota; Sordariomycetes; Hypocreales; Nectriaceae
Product: mitochondrial carrier domain-containing protein
Exons: 2
Coding region: 251-1198 (315 amino acids)
Biological process (GO): mitochondrial phosphate ion transmembrane transport
Cellular component (GO): mitochondrial inner membrane
Molecular function (GO): phosphate transmembrane transporter activity
Source: RefSeq, a predicted model, not a curated record
GGAUAAUAAACUCAGCUGCAUGAUUGCCCUUAUCGACGCAAUUCUCGUAAAGCAAGCUAGAAGACGCCAAAAGCGUCAAAGCGGACCGAUGACGGCAAAACCGGCUGCAAGAUCAAGCUUGGCUCCUCGGUAGCUACGGAACAUGAGCAACGACGUCAUCAUUCCAGCGAAAAACAUAAAACACAUCCAACGCGCAUUCUACGCAACACAGUUUCGGAGCAGCAAAUUUAGCAAUUGAGCGACAUUCAUCAUGGCUACGAAACAGUCGGAAGUCCCCAACUUCACCAUCAGCGAUUACGUCAAGUUCUUUGGCGCAGGCGCCCUCGCCGCGACGUCUACUCAUGGUGCUGUCACGCCAAUUGAUGUCGUAAAGACACGAAUUCAGGUCGACGAUGCCUUGAAGGGAUACAACAUGCUCUCGGCUGGUCGCAGCAUCGUCGCCAAGGAGGGUGCUUCAGCGCUACUGACUGGCUUCGGCCCAACUGCAGUAGGCUACCUCGUACAAGGCGGUGCCAAGUUCGCUGGUUACGAGUUCUUCAAGAAGAAGUACAUCACUAUGCUUGGAGGUCCUGAGAAGGCUGUCGAUCAUCGAACGGGCGUUUAUCUCACUGCCAGUGCAUCAGCCGAGUUCUUUGCUGAUAUUCUUCUGUGUCCACUCGAGGCCACGCGAAUUCGACUCGUUUCGCAGAGGGGAUAUGCCGAUGGUUUGCUUUCGGGUUUCACAAGAAUGGCGCGUGAGGAGGGCUUCAAGGGCUUCUACUCUGGCUUUGUUCCUCUGUUGUUCAAGCAGAUUCCCUUCGCUGUUGGCCAAUUCUCUGUUCAUGAGGCCGUCAACGAGGUCAUCUACCGCGCAAUGGGCCCCGAGCGAAAGCAGAAGCUCACACAGCUUGAGUCAACCGGAGUAGAGCUUACAUCUGGUAUCACCGCCGGUGCUGCUGCCGCCAUUCUCUCUCACCCUGCCGAUACUCUCUUAUCAGCCAUCAACAAGGGCGCUGGUGAUAAGAGCCAGGGCGCGACAAGUCGCAUGUUCCAACUUGCGAAAGAAUUCGGACCUAAGCGAUUACUUCUGACUGGACUGGGACCUCGUAUCGUCAUGACAUGCGGUCUCGUCGGCGCUCAAUUCGUGGUAUACGCUCAAUGCAAGGCCCUCACAGGCGCACCACCAAGCAUUGAGAUUCACAAAGAGGAGUCUCUAUGAGUGCUCAUAUAACGAUUUAAAAACGGGAUGGUCGGUUUUAGAAAUGGCGUUGGGGCGAUAGAUAUGGAAUGAGAUCUUUUAGAGCGAGUUCCGAUGUUAGACUUAAUUAUAAGAAAUGUUUAUUUUAUUGCUUGGCAACCACAUUCUCGAGGUAAA